UUUACGAAACGAGGCUUGUCCGGGAUGACGUCACGAAGUCGAGGAGCUCGCUGAGGUGAUACACUUUUUUUCGGUAAACAGUUGAAUAGUGUCGUGUGUAUACGUUGAGGACAGUGUUUACAGUUUACAUAGAAAAAAGACUGGGCAUCUUUAUAGUAAUUUAUUAUUUUGGAAAUGUUUUGCUCACUACAUUCGUUGUUUAGUAACAUUAGGCGAAUGAUCUAAAUCGGAUACAUAUUUGUUUACAUAAAUCGGAUACAAAUCUGUUUGCACUGCACUUUUUCUAGUACCACCAACUGUAGUUACACGACAAACAGUAAAAAUAAACUUAUCCGUGAAACAUCACCUAUGUGAGAGGAUUAAACCGUGUAACAACCGACCUGGAAAUUACUAUCUGUGUAGCAUUAGAUAGAAGAAACACCUCCUUUAUGUGAAAGGAUAUUUUCUGUGAAAUAAUCCACCUGUGAAGAUCGCACCUGUCGUGUUUGAGAAAUCGAGUACAAUGGUGUUCCUGUGUCCUACUGUGUUAGACAUUGUGGCCCUAGCGGUAACUGUUGUCUCUGUAGCACUGCAGUAUUUAUCUUUCUUCUAUCCGGAAUGGUGGUCCUACAAACAUGUCAGUAGCGCCCUCGUCGAAAGGACAAAGACCGUUGGCAUGUACCAGACCGUAGAAUGCUUACCAAAAUGUGAAACAAAAUUGCUGGUAAACAUCGAAGGGGACUACGAAUGGCUGUUCAUCUCAAGGAUAUUUGAAGUGUUCGCCUGCUUUUUGUGUAUCUUGGCACUGUUUAUGCACGUGUUGUAUCUGCCCAUAAGAAAGGAAGGAGUCCGAUCUGUGGCCAUCUAUCUACUUGGAGCGGCAGGCUUGUUUGCCCUGGGAGGGUCUUUUGUGUUUGCGGCUUUGUACGACUCUCUCGGCGACGGCCUGGCAGCCGGAACACAUUCGGCUAGCUUCCCGUUUGGAAUAAACAUUCUCGCGGGAUUUCUGCACAUACUGGCAUCAGCCUUGACAGCCGUUGCCACGGUGAAGGCUGCAGGACACGGCGGGGACAGCGAUAUGGCUUCUAUUGUCUGACCGGAAGCGGAAGUGCGUCUCACUCAGAAAAAAUGACAUAUACAAUAUAUAUCUGACUAACAUUCAAAACAGGCAAAAAAUGCUUUAAUACUUUCGAGAACGUGAGUUUGCUUUCAGUUCAUGUGCAAUCAUUAUGUUCAGUGUAAAUAUGUUUUGGAGAUAUGUAUUUAUGUUUACAAAACAAAACAAACCACAAAAAAAGCAAAAAUCGAGAAACAAAAUUUAUAAAAAAACGAAAAAAAUAAUUAUUUCAACCAACUGUUAGGACAUAUAUCUUGAGUUUUAUAAAUUUGUGGAAAAUAUAGAAACAAGAGAAAAGUAAUUAACAAGGAGGUUUUUAUUAGAGACUUCCCCGCUAUUAAGCGAUAACUUUAACUUUCUUUUAAAGCAAGGAACACUUGUUAAGAGUGUUUAAUUUAGGUAUUUUGUAAAAAAUGUAUUUCGAAAAAUGUCCUUGUAUUGAAAUGUGGUAAAUACAGAGAAACGGAAAAAAAACCCCAUAUAUUCUGAACUCCAUAAUUUUCCUCGGUGAAAAUCCCAUUUAACUUUCGCAUCGUAUCAUCACUUACCUGUCAUCUUGAUUUGUUAUUACGUCAUUGGCUCGAGUCCUGUUUUCAUAAUUCCGGGUUGGAUCAUUUUUUGUGUGUAGAUUAUAAAAUGUAUAUAUACCGUUAAUUGCAUCUGAUGUAAACAAUUACAUGUGUGUGGUGUAGUGUGCUGUGAUGUACAACAUAAACUAACAAAAAGGUGAAAAUAUCAGUUGUUAAGUUUACAUCCUUGUAACACGUGACUUGUAAAAUUAUUUUUGUCAUACUGCUGCCUAAAAAUAAACUAUGAUACAAUCCAA
Molecule: messenger RNA, 1922 nt
Organism: Mizuhopecten yessoensis (Yesso scallop)
Lineage: Eukaryota; Metazoa; Mollusca; Bivalvia; Pectinida; Pectinidae
Exons: 3
Coding region: 503-1075 (190 amino acids)
Source: RefSeq, a predicted model, not a curated record